Messenger RNA from Chrysoperla carnea, 2505 nucleotides. Its product is annotated as L-asparaginase. The transcript is spliced from 12 exons. The record is from RefSeq and is a predicted model, not a curated record. Gene Ontology annotation, molecular function: protein binding; asparaginase activity. Gene Ontology annotation, biological process: amino acid metabolic process. The coding region runs from base 164 to 2068 and encodes 634 amino acids. Lineage: Eukaryota; Metazoa; Arthropoda; Insecta; Neuroptera; Chrysopidae.
AAUUUAUGCUCCAUAUAAUUUUUAAGAUUAUUAUGUGUUGAAAUGUUUUGAAAGUAAAAUAGUUAAGUUAUUAAGUGUUUAAUUUUUACAUUUCUAAAUUAUUUUUAAUUUUUUAUUUAUUUCUGCGUGUGUGUAUUUAAGAAGAAUAAUUCCCGAAAUUAAGAUGAAUGGACAAAAUGGGCAAUCGUUAGAUGAUGACUUAGAUAGAAUUCACGGGAAAUAUCUUACUGUGAAUUCAACCGAACAAAUUCGCCGCCGAAGUUUUUCCCGAUAUACUCCAAAUGUACACGAAUCUCGAAUUUUAGUAUUGUAUACUGGCGGUACUAUUGGAAUGGUUGAAACAGAAAGUAAAAAAUCUCCAGAAAAUAAGUCUGGCCAAAUACCUGCUGAACCUGGGGCAUUUGAAAAAGAAAUUAGACAAUAUCGAGACUUACACGAUGAAAAGUAUGCAAACGAACACUUUCGAAAAGAUUCGCCAUAUCUUGUGCUACCCGAAUCUCCAGAGAAAAAUCGUGUUGUUUAUCUGAUUAAAGAAUUUGAACCAUUGUUGGACUCAAGUAAUAUGGGUGUUGAUGACUGGGAGAAAAUUGCCAAGAAUAUUGAGGAAAAUUAUCAAAACUAUGAUGGUUUUGUAAUUCUUCAUGGCACUGAUACAUUAGCCUACACAUCAUCAGCUUUAUCAUUUAUGUUAGAAAAUUUAGGUAAAACCGUUGUUGUGACGGGGGCACAAAUUUCUAUAUUUGGCAGCAGAAGUGAUGGUCGUGCGAACUUUAUGGCCUCCUUAAUUAUAGCUGGCAAUUUUCAUAUACCAGAAGUUACAGUAUUAUUUCAAGAUAAACUAUUCCGUGGCAAUUGUACUUGUAAAAUAAGUUCAAAUAAAUUCCAUGCAUUUGAAUCGCCUCGAUGUGCACCUCUAGCAGACAUUGGAAUAGCCAUUGAUGUGUUUUGGGGAAGAGUAUUUCGUCCAUUUGGCAUCAAAAAAUUUAAGUGUCGCAUAAAUUUGAGUAAAAAUGUGGGAUUGCUCCGUAUACAUCCAAAUAUUGAUGUGAAUGUAGUACGUGCCUCAUUGCAACCACCCAUACAAGGUGUUAUCAUCGAAACGUAUGGUGCCGGGAAUAUUCCAACAAAUCGAAAAGAUUUAAUUAAAGAGUUAAAAGCAGCCGUGGAAGCAGGUGUUCUUAUUGUGAAUAUAUCACAAUGUCCAGAUGGCAAUGUUGAGACUAUUUAUGAAACUGGGCAAGUUCUUUCAGAUAUAGGAGUUAUUUUAGGUUCCGAUAUGACUUCAGAAGCAGCUUAUACAAAACUAUGCUAUGUUUUGUCCAAAGAUGAAUGGGAUCAUGAAACAAAAAAAGAGAUGAUGGCUAAAAAUAUUCGAGGAGAAAUGACUCAAAAAAAGAAGACAGAUGAUUUGGAUAUGGUUGUUACAGUUGCUCAAAGAUUAGGGCGCACUUCAAAGAAAGAAGUCGAAGAAUUAAAGCUAUGGCUGGAACCAUUUUUACUAUCAACAGCAAUUCUAACAAAUGAUGUAAAUUCUUUAGUCAAAUUACGCGAAGCUAAUUGUAAUUUAUCAGCACCAAAUUUAGACGGGAGAACACCGUUACAUCUUGCAUGUACCUUAGGAAAUGUUGAAAUUGUGCGAUAUUUAUUAGAGUAUGGUGCUAAUGUCCAUAUUAAAGAUAAUUUCAAUCGAACAGCAUUAAUGGAUGCCAUACAACAUGGGCAUAAUGAAGUUAUUAAAUUAUUAGUUGAAUGCGGAGCACAUGUCAAUACAAAUGCGGAUAUGUUAAGUGAAUCACUAUCAUUCGCCGCUGCAAAUGGGUAUUUAGAUGUAAUUAAAUCUUUCGAAAUUGCUGGAGCUGAUUUAGAUACACCAGACAGCACUGGGCGCACGCCAUUAUAUUUGGCUUGUCUUAAUAGUCAUACAGAAACUGUUCAAUAUUUACUGAAAUGUGGUUGUCGAUUGGAUAAAACAGAUAAAUUAGGAGUAUCGCCCAGAGAUGUUGUUGAGAAAAUGGAAUUAUUCGAAAUUAAAAAAAUAAUUCAGUCGAUUCUAAUAAACAAAAACUAAAAAGGUGUUCGUUACUUAUUUCAUAUUGAAAGCUUAUAGAGAAAGUCAGCAUUGUACAUCUUAAAAAAGCACUCGACUAGAAAUUAUUCGAUUAGGUGUCGGUAUGCAUAAUUGAUUAAUCAAUUGUUUAUGGCUCCAGCUUCCUAUCAAUCAAGAUAACUAUCAGGAAAUAAACAGAUGCUUUGAUAAAUGUCUGAAAUGGUUGAAUUGAAGCCAUCACUGAUGUUUAUAUUAGAAUAAGUUUCCAUUUUUUGAAUAGGGAUAAUUCUAAAGUAGAUCUGAAUAAUAAAGUCCACGUAACGUGCAUAAAACUACCUAAAACCUAGUGUAGGUAAAUCGAUAUGUUUGCGAUUAAAUUCUUAAUUUUAAAGUGUAUUCUUAAGAAAAACGACUAUGUAAUCAUUACUUAAAUAAAUAAAAUGUGCUUUUGUGUAAUA